GAAGAGACACACCAGAAAACCCUAGAACAGUUGCAGAAUAAAGAAGAAAGGGGCAAGAGUCGGUUCUUGAUUCUUCAAUUGAUUGUUUGAGUUACACAUUUUGGACACUGGAGCUAUCUAGAGCUAGAAACCAUUAAAGAUUCUUCACUUUCGGUUACGAACUACGAGCCAAGGCAAGCAAUGGAGUGAUGGGCAGGUGUUGUGUGAGAUGUCCCCCAGAAUUGCUCAAAUCCGCCUUGUCAGCUCACAUCGCGAGGUUUAUGAACCGUGUGAUGAUUCAUUUGCUUUAGUAGAUGCGCUUUUAGCUGAUCAAGCAAAUUUAUUACAGCAUCGACCAAAAUUGUGCAUGGAACUGGGCUGUGGUAGUGGCUAUGUUAUUACUUCUCUAGCUCUUAUUCUUGGCAAGGAGGGGCAUUUUAUUGCAACUGAUAUUAACCCUCAUGCGGUCAGAGUGACUCAGGAGACACUGGAAGCACAUGGGGUUCAUGCAGAAUUGAUAAACACUAACAUUGCAUCAGGACUUGAGAAGCGUCUGGCGGGAUUAGUAGAUGUAAUAGUUGUGAACCCGCCUUAUGUGCCUACCCCCGAAGAUGAAGUGGGUCGUGAAGGGAUUGCAUCUGCUUGGGCUGGGGGAGAGAAUGGCCGUGCUGUGAUUGAUAAGAUACUGCCUGUUGCCGACAAUCUUUUGUCAGAGAAAGGCUGGUUGUAUAUGGUCACACUUUCAGAAAACAAUCCAUCAGAAAUAUGCCUCCAAAUGAGAGAGAAAGGCUAUGCUUCCAGGAUCCUUGUCCAGAGAUUGACAGAUGAAGAGAGUCUCCAGAUCAUCAAGUUCUGGCGGGAUGUUGAUUCUCAAUCAGAAGCAAAGGAGAUGGCAACAAACAAAACAGUUCCUUCAAGGGUCAUGGAGACUUUGCGGUCACAAUUUCCUAGAAUGCCGUUUCUCGGAAGCAAUAACAGCAACAGUAGCUGAUGAAUAGACAAGGUACAUUAUGGUUCCUCUUCUUCCCUGAUUUGUAGAAACCUGUAAAAUCAUCAGCUUAUGUGAGGUUCAAAAGAUGUAUUAGGUAUGCGGUUUGCUUGGUCUUUUGACAAGGAGCCAAGGUUCCUAUUGUUAGUUGGUUACAUCUAUCGGUUAGAAUCCCUUCUUUGAAUAUCUUAUGGAAUGUGAUCAUGUGUAUAAUUUGUAGAUUUGUGUUCCUUUGUUUGCUCGAGGUUUGGGGGUUUCAACUGCCUAAAUCAAAGCCUUUGAGUCAUUCCUUCUAAAAGAAUUUGAGGUGUAUGCAACUCUUGAGAAGUGGAGGACCCGAGUCCUACCUUUUUAGCU
Messenger RNA from Fragaria vesca subsp. vesca, 1324 nucleotides. RefSeq names its product hemK methyltransferase family member 2-like. The transcript is spliced from 3 exons. Lineage: Eukaryota; Viridiplantae; Streptophyta; Magnoliopsida; Rosales; Rosaceae. Gene Ontology annotation, molecular function: protein methyltransferase activity; S-adenosylmethionine-dependent methyltransferase activity; nucleic acid binding. The coding region runs from base 209 to 970 and encodes 253 amino acids. Gene Ontology annotation, biological process: methylation. Gene Ontology annotation, cellular component: eRF1 methyltransferase complex. The record is from RefSeq and is a predicted model, not a curated record.